Papaver somniferum (opium poppy) is the source of this 1646-nucleotide messenger RNA. Its product is annotated as SH3 domain-containing protein 2-like. Gene Ontology annotation, molecular function: protein binding. NCBI's taxonomy places the organism in Eukaryota, Viridiplantae, Streptophyta, Magnoliopsida, Ranunculales, Papaveraceae. The transcript is spliced from 10 exons. The record is from RefSeq and is a predicted model, not a curated record. The coding region runs from base 206 to 1309 and encodes 367 amino acids.
UUAGAUAGAGAGAGAAAGAGAGAAAAGGAAAUACAAACGUCCGAUUCAAUUAGGUUCUCUGUGUCUCUCUCAACUGCCAAAAACAUUUGAAAGUCCAUUCUCUCUAUCCUUCUCUCUUACUUCUCCGUGAUCUCUCCUAACCUUACUUGUUAAAUCUCCACUAGAUCUCUCUCGCCCUACUCAGACUUGCUCAAGCAGUUUGUGAAUGGAUGCCAUCAGGAAACAAGCGACAAAGCUAAGAGAGCAAGUAGCUAAGCAACAACAGGCUGUCUUCAAGCAGUUUGGGGGACAUGGAGGUUCAGAAUUCGGUAGUGAUAAUGCAGAUGUUCAGCAGCAUCAAAAACUUGAAAGGCUUUACAUAUCUACUCGUGCUGGCAAGCAUUUUCAAAGGGAUAUAGUUCGUGGUGUUGAAGGUUAUAUUGUUACAGGGUCCAAACAGAUAGAAAUAGGUUCAAAACUGUCAGAAGAUAGCAGGAAAUAUGGUGCCGAAAAUACAUGUACCAGCGGCAACACGUUGUCAAAAGCUUCAUUAAGUUAUGGACGGGCUCGUAGUCAAAUGGAAAAGGAGCGCAGUAAUCUGCUGAAAGCCCUUGGUACACAGGUUGCUGAGCCAUUAAGAGCAAUGGUAAUGGGAGCUCCGUUGGAGGAUGCUCGACAUCUUGCUCAACGAUACGAUAGAAUGCGACAAGAAGCUGAAGCCCAGGCUAUUGAGGUCUCCAAACGUCAAACUAGAGCGAGGGAAUCAACAGUAAGUGCUGACUAUUGUGUAAAACUUGAAGCUGCUGAAGCAAAACUGCAAGAUUUAAAGUCCAACAUGGCAAUAUUAGGGAAGGAAGCUGCUGCAGCAAUGUCUGCUGUGGAGGCUCAGCAGCAACGGUUAACACUCCAGCGCCUUAUUUCAAUGGUUGAAUCCGAGCGCACUUUUCACAAUAGAGCCCUCCAGAUACUUGAUCAGCUUGAAGGCGAGAUGGUAUCAGAGCGCCAACGGAUUGAAGCAUCUCCCACACCAGCUGUGGACAACUCUAUGCCACCUCCUUCAUAUGAACAAGUAAAUGGUGUGUUUGCUUCAUCUGCAUAUGAUGGAGUAACAGAUAGCAUUAGUUACUUUUUGGGCGAGGUUGUACAUUCAUACCUAGCCGAGUCCAGUGUGGAGCUGAAUUUAUCAGUUGGUGACUACGUUGUCGUACGAAAGGUAGCGAACAAUGGUUGGGCAGAAGGUGAAUGCAAAGGAAGAGCAGGUUGGUUUCCUGCUGGAUUCGUUGAAAGACGUGAACGUGUUCUUGCAAGCAAGAUGGCUGAAGUAUUUUGAUAACCUAUCUUGCAUAAAAUUGAUUUUUACGGAGGAAGAAAAACUUGGCAUCAAUACUGUGUGCAUAUCUUCGAUUUUCCUGUUCUUCUUUUUGUUAAUCACUUGAAAAGGUAGAGCGCGCAUGCAACAGUUUUUCCUGUGAAGAGAAGUAUGUUAUAUGUGAUAUAUAGAUAGAUCUGUAAUGUUGUAAGUUUUUUUUUUCCUUUCAUAUUAUAUUUAUUUUGUUACACAAUUCAUCCUCUUUUUAGUUGGGGUGACAAUCUGUUUUUGUUGUUUCCUCCAUUUGCCAAAUAUAUUGUUGAUAAUUCACAAGUGAAGAGACUAAUAUUGAGUGGCU